This is a messenger RNA of Archocentrus centrarchus (flier cichlid), 2775 nucleotides long. Its product is annotated as adhesion G-protein coupled receptor G7-like. Gene Ontology annotation, cellular component: membrane. Gene Ontology annotation, biological process: G protein-coupled receptor signaling pathway; cell surface receptor signaling pathway. The coding region runs from base 1 to 2775 and encodes 924 amino acids. Gene Ontology annotation, molecular function: G protein-coupled receptor activity. The transcript is spliced from 19 exons. The record is from RefSeq and is a predicted model, not a curated record. NCBI's taxonomy places the organism in Eukaryota, Metazoa, Chordata, Actinopteri, Cichliformes, Cichlidae.
AUGGAUGGCUGGCUUUGGCUCGUUUUCACUCUGGCUCUUCCUUUAGCCUCCUACACAGCUGGAGCAACAACACACAUCCCUGAUCCUACAACUACUGCACUGCUCCCCACAGCUGACCCUGAUCAUACUACUACUACACAAAUCACUACUACUGCAGACAGCAUCAAUAGUGUAACUCCAGAGGGGUACAACUACAACAACUUUAACUCCAGAUGGUACUACUGUAACUCCAGAGGGUACAACUACAACAACUUUAACUCCAGAUGGUACUACUGUAACUCCAGAGGGUACAAAAACUACAACUUUAACUCCAGAUGGUACUACUGUAACUCCAGAGGGUACAAAAACUACAACUUUAACUCCAGAUGGUACUACUAUAGUACUACUGUAACUCCAGAGGGUACAACUACAACAACUUUAACUCCAGAUAGUACUACUGUAACUCCAGAGGGUACAACUACAACAACUUUAAGUCCAGAUGGUACUACUGUAACUCCAGAGGAUGGUACUACAACAUCUCAAACUACGGUUACCUUUCCUACCACCACUGCCCUCAAAUGUUAUAACGGUGGGAAAAUUGUGAAUGGCGUCUGCAUCUGUCCUGAUGCCUGGACUGGACACACCUGCGCAAUAGUAAAUUUCUGUGAAGCCCAAAGGUUAGAAGGAUUCUCGUUCCCCCCUACACCCAUUGGCUGGUUUGCAUAUUCUAAGGAGAAAUGUGAAGCAGGAACAAGUGGCACUGGGAAACCUCAGGCUUCAACCAGGUGUUUGCUCAUGAAAAAAUCACCACGUUUCAACCCUCCCAAGACCUUCGAGUGUGACCUGACGCUCAGUGACAUACAAAAUUUCACUAGUGCCAAUCUAGAGACGGUGGCGACCAGCGCUCAGAUUCUGACCUCCAACCCAGAAGAGCUGACGGCCGAAAACGUCACAGCAGCCACUCAGAUCGCCAACACACUGCUGCUGUCUGCAAACGCCACAGAGAGCAUCACUGUGGCAGCAGUUGCAACAAUCAGUCAGCUGCUGAACGCCACCGUGCCAGAGGACACAAAGGAAAACAACGCCGCUCUGGGGCUGACGCUGACCCUGGACCAGCUCUCUGUGAAUCUCAGUCUCCAUGCAUCUCAAUCUCAGGUGGUGCAGCCGAACCUGGUGGUGCAGUCAGCACAGGUCCCUGCUGCAGACACUCAGGGAGUCCAGUUCACUUCUCUCAGAGGAACAUCUGGCAAUUUUGUGGCUAACAGAAUUCAGCUGAACACAAACGCAACACAGAUUGAAGUGGAAAAUGGUUUCAUAGCUGACGCCCUCAUUUAUCUACGAUUCCCACCAGGUGAAGCUGUCAGAGGCGGUCAGACAGACUCAAAUGUCUCUUUGGGUUUUGUUCUCUAUCAGAAUGACCGUUUCUUCCAUUCAAAACUCUACACAAGGCGACGGGCCAACAUCAGGGUCCUGUCAGCCAGUGUCAAAGGGCAGGAAGGUCGCGUGGUACCAGCACAUGUGGAGAUGCUGUUCAGUCCCAGACUGAUGGACGGGACGUCUCUGUACGACUUCUCCUGCGUUUUCUGGAACUACAGUCUGAAGGACUGGAGCACUGCCGGCUGCUCUAAAGGAAACACUUCAGAUGGACUCAUGAGGUGUUUCUGUAACCACACCACCAACUUCGCUGCUCUCUGGUCGUACAGAGAGAACUACGAGUACGCAGAAGCUCUGGGUGUGAUCUCCAUCGUGGGCCUGUCUGCUUCUAUGCUGGCGUUGGCUGUAACAAUCAUUCAUCAUGUUAGAGAAAACUUUCACAGGAAGUCUCGUGAGCUGCAGACCAACCUGAACUCGAAGCUGGCGCUGCUGUGCAUCUACUUCAGCCUGCUGGCCUUCAUCAUCACCUUCCUCUCUGGAGUCCAGAACUCAAGCAGACAGAACGACGCUGAGCUGCAGGUUCGCGAUCAGACCAACGACCUCCUGGACUCCGAUGAACGCAGAGAACCGGACCGCGGCUCAUGCACGGCCGUGGCCGCGCUGCUGCACUUCCUCCUGAUGGCCACCUUCAUGUGGAACAGCGUGUACGCCACCCAGCUGGUGCUGCUGGUCCGAUCCCUGCGCCGCAGUCUGCCAGCACACUGGACUCCACUGAGCCUGGCUCUGGGCUUUGGAGUGCCGGCCUGUCUCGUGGCCGUCACACUGGGGGUGAGCUACAGGGUGGACCAUCCUCUGGGAUACAGACAGGAGGAAUUCUGCUGGCUCGCAGCGCUGGAUAAGAACAAACGGUUCAGCUUUGGGAAGCCCAUGUUUUGGGGUUUCCUCCUUCCGGUCGGCCUGAUCCUGACCUACAGCAUCAUCCUGCUGGUUCUCAUCUCCAUGACAACAUGUAAAGCUGAUCCCAAACUGACCAGCAACAAAGACUCGUCUUUGAGGAAGAAGUUCCUCAUCAGUCUUUCUCUGGCGGUGCUGCUCGGUCUGUCCUGGACUCUGGGGUAUCUGGUCCUCCUCAGCUCAGGAAAAACACACCUGGUCUUCAGCAUCCUGUUCUGCCUCUGUACAACCACACAGGGUUUGCAGAUUUUCAUCCUGUUCACAGCCCGAACGCGAGCCUUCAGAGUCGUCCUGUCCCGAUCCGUGCAGUACCCUUCCACAGUCAGCAUCCCGCUCAGCAGCACAAAGUACCACGUGAGGAAGAACUGGGAUACAAACCAGUCGGAGACCUACAGAGACCUGAGUGAUGGGGACACAAUCACCAGCAACACCCUGUGGCACCUGAGGGAGGAAAACUGUUCAUGUUGA